Molecule: messenger RNA, 902 nt
Organism: Electrophorus electricus (electric eel)
Lineage: Eukaryota; Metazoa; Chordata; Actinopteri; Gymnotiformes; Gymnotidae
Source: RefSeq, a predicted model, not a curated record
AUGACGCAGUUACCGGUAGAACUUAGUGGAGUUUGGUUUGACGCCAACGACAGCUUGCGUUUGGCCAUCUCGACAAGAUCACGAGUAUUACGCUUACUACCGUGCACGGUGUCACAGCUGAAGUCAGCAACGGAGCACAAAGACUCCUUCUUUAUACAAGGGAUGGAGAUCAACGAGGUGACUGUUGUGGGUAUCAUCAGAAGAACUAUGCCAACUGUUACGCAUGUUGUGUACUGUCUGGACGACAUGACUGGACCCCCUAUGGAUGUUCAACAGUGGAUGGAUCUUGAGGAUGACAAUUUGAAUGAGAUUAUUCCUCCUGGCACAUACAUCAGAGUAGUGGGCAGCCUUCGCUCCUUUAAGCAUCAUCGCUCCAUGGUAGCUUUCAGCAUUCGCCGCAUAGGGGACCUCAACGAGAUCACCUCACACAUGCUGGAGGUGAUCCAGGCCCAUCUGCUCAGUGACGGGAGCUCCUGUGGCAGGCUGAAGAACAAGGCCAUGACUUCAUCAGUAACGAAUGUGUCACAUAUUGGGGAAGCAUCAGCAUUUGGUUUUACUGCCAGUCAGAGCCAGGUUUUUAAUGUGAUUAAAAGCAGUCCUGCAGCUGAGGGCAUCAGUGUGCAGAACCUGAGAACCAUACUCAAAUCGCUCUCCUCCUAUGACAUCAGGAGCAGUUUGCAGUUUCUUAUAAAUGAAGGUCAUAUUUUUUCAACCACUGAUGAGAACCACUUCAAGUCUACUUAUGGCUAAAGCCCCGCUGGUUUAGCUAGUUUGUGUACAAAAGCAGUAUCUAAAUUUGUAAUUUUUCUGUUUGUUGUAGUUGGUUGCAAACAAUUUGUUAGAAUCACUUGUAAAUGGUCAUUUGUAAUGCUUUCAGUUUUUUUGUUAUUGUUUAAAUUGUA